Molecule: messenger RNA, 1143 nt
Organism: Saccharomyces eubayanus
Lineage: Eukaryota; Fungi; Ascomycota; Saccharomycetes; Saccharomycetales; Saccharomycetaceae
Gene: CIP1
Product: Cip1p
Exons: 1
Coding region: 1-1143 (380 amino acids)
Source: RefSeq, a predicted model, not a curated record
AUGCUGUUAGAAAGACUGCACAAAAGACUACACGCUAGCUCUUCCAAGCGAUCUCAAGAGAAAAAGGACAAGGUCCACACUCCGGAUGGAGCGCCACCCGUGCAGCCAGAGCCUCAGCACCAGAAGCAGGAACCUCAGCCGCUGCUGAACUACGAUUACGAUGAUAUGAUCGUGUUUGACAGAAACGUGUCUACUCCCGUCUUCACCCCUGUGAUGACUCCUGUGAAUAAUACCGGCUCGAACCAAACCAAACACUCGGCAAACUCUUACUUCCCACCUUUCCUCAAUAAUAAUAGGACUAGACAGAAUAGCGCCUCUUCGUUGGCGAGUUCCGUGUCCGAUUUCCCUCAAAGUUUUAAGCAACAAGCCGUUUUCAACAGUAAUCCGCAAGCCACUUCCUUCACACCUCAGUUUGUCGGUCUGCUAAUAGAAGUCUACCAAGAUACUUGCAGUGAUCCUACGAUAACUCCCUUUGACACUACGAACCCCCCCUCGGGGAUUCUCAAUAGGGUGGCCAAGGCGGCCAUACAGCAGUCUGAGGUCCAGCAAUUGGACAUCGGCUGUGACAGAAAUAGCUGGCUUUUAACGUUAGUAAGACAUCGCUUACUACAAGAAGUGAGGAAAGACGGUUACCUAUCUCGUAACACUUCCCUCACUUCUCUACCGCCGCCACCGCCACCCCAGUUCGCUGAAAUGCUAAGAGUACCCUCCCCAUUCGUUAACGCAGAUAUCGCUGAUCCUAUUCCGCUAUCGAACAUAAACUCUAAUCCAAACUUAAAUUCAAACUUUACGAAUACGUUAAACUGGUAUUCCUCGCAAAGGUCUACCAACCCCCCAAUGAAAAGCAGAAAUGGCUCAUCCCAGUACAUAUCAGAACUUCAGCCGCAACCGUUAUUGGCUCGCACAAACUCAAACAGCAGCACUAAUAACAGCAGCAUAUUCUCUCUACUCACACCAACUCCGACCACAGAUUCUCCAUUCAAUUUUAACAUAGCCUUACUAUCAAGGCAACGCAGUAAUAUUAUAUCGUCUCCCUUGGCUAGCACCCGCCUGCCAACCACAAACGUGACAGCCGAAGACCCCUCUAUAUUGCCUACCGAUUCACUAAGGCUGAAAAGAGAUUUACUGCGUCUUAAGAGAUAA